This is a messenger RNA of Helicoverpa zea (corn earworm), 2067 nucleotides long. RefSeq lists its product as uncharacterized. The record is from RefSeq and is a predicted model, not a curated record. The transcript has a single exon. The coding region runs from base 226 to 1599 and encodes 457 amino acids. Lineage: Eukaryota; Metazoa; Arthropoda; Insecta; Lepidoptera; Noctuidae.
GUGCGCUUCGACCCGCGGACCGAUGUGGUCAUGUUUCUCGCGACAAAACUUUUUAAACAAGAAUUCCAACGUUAAAGUGAACAAAAACAUUGACUGAAGUGAAUUUGCGGUGUGAAUGUUCAUUAUAUUAUGUUAAAACGUGUUUUGUGGUUAUAAAACUGUUAAACAGCCAUUGUUUGAGUGCAAAACUUCGAAAUUCUUGAAAACAAUGAGUGUUUAACCAUCAUGGAAGACGUGUACACAAUUAAAGUUAAAACGAAACCUGAUAGGAGGAACUUAUAUCCUUCUGAGCGAAGGUAUUCGGCGUCAACAGUGUCUGGGCUGGCUUGGGUGCACAUAGCCCUAGCGGCUACUUCCUUUCUUCUCGCCUGUUUAGCGCUCGUGAACCCAAAUACCGACACACAGGUACAAAAUAACAAUACGCUCCGAAAUGACGUUACACGAAAUCCCGUUUACGAUCUACUGCAAAAUGAAACAGUAAUAAACUUGAAUAAUGAAGAUGGAACUCAAAAAAAUUCGCUCAACGAAACGAAUUUUGUGACGAGUGGAUCCAAUGAGACCGGAAAAUCGUUAAAUUCAAACGAAACGACGGAUUUAGACGGUAAUAAAAAUGAUAGUAAUUAUAUAUUGGUUUUAGCACCGGCUUUAAUUACUAUAUUUGGUUUAGCUGCCGGCGUAGCUAGUAUACUAGCGUCAGUCAGAUGGUACAUAGACCAUAACAUAACCUGGUUAUUCGUCAUGUCGUGUUUAUCGACGCUGAUCUCUCUCGCUUCGUUUGUAAUGAUAGCUGUAUGGUUUAUAACCACGUCUGAGGGAGACAUCACCGAGUUCUACAAGGACAAAGUGCCUUUCAAAGACUAUGUAGUCAUCAGACAUACAGACGUGAUCAUUAAAAAUGAGUCGCAUAUGAUUGUCGCGCUAAAUUCGACUGCAAGCAAUGAAGAAACACCGAAUUUGUUUACAAAACGUGUGCUAUCUAUCAACAUUUUAAUAGCCGCGUUUUUGGAAUUACUGUGGUCUAUUCUAAGCGUGAAAAUUUCAUAUAAAGGCAUGAAAAAUACAUACAAAGAAGAGAACGAAAGACGAGGCAACUGCAUAUCAGUUGUGACAAAAAUUAAAGGCAAUGACACCCGAAAAUUGCCACGAAAUGGCAAGCUUUUGCCUCCAAAACCUGACUUAAUUGACCACUAUCCUAGCAAGAAAAUUAAAAGGAUAUUCUUAGCACAAUCUGACAACGGAUUUUAUUUGAAAAAUCAAGGCAAUAAAGCGAAACAAAAUACUGAAACAAGUUCGGAAUUUUAUAAAGAGCGGAUGAUGAAUUUUUUAAACCGAUGCGCGUCCUUGGAAGGUAUGUCCAACCCUGAGAAUACUUCUAGCGUCCAUUCUGAAGCCUUGAACCCGAUACCAGAAGGCGUGACUGUUGAAACCAGUGUUCAAGACACAACGAACAUACCAGUCACUGAAAUAAAAGAUCGAGUGACCCCUAUAAGUUGGGGAGACACUCCUGAACAUACGGUUUAUAAUCAGAAUACAUUGAAUUUGGACAAGAUUUUCAAGUUUAAGCCAAAUGCGAACAAAAGUGAAUCGGUUAACGAGUAGUGCGUGAUAGUGAAAUUGACAUUGAAAUGUAUUGGACACGCGAACUGUGAAAAUAUCUGUGUUUUAGUAUUGGUAGAUGUGUUGCUGUGUUCAAACCAAAGUCACUGUCAGCCGCCGAUUGUGAGCGAACUUUACGCAGUUUAUAAAUUGUAUUUCCGUAUACCUACAUAUAUUCACUUUUUCGUUGACAUCUAACCGACGAUAGGUACGUUAUGCGCUGACAUUGAGUAAGUGAGCCUGCUCUCAAUCAGCGGCUGACAGUCAGUUUGGUUUGAUCAAAGCCUUAAUUUUGUAUUUCUUCGACUGCUUUUUCUAUGAAUUCAAGAACUACAUAUAUCUAUAACUGUGAUAAGUACGGACAUUCUUACAUUGUUUGUAGUGAUCUAACAUUUUGACAUAUUCAAGCUGUAGGUACCUACUUUGUUACAUUGUAUCAUAUUGGAAUCUGUAUAAUUGUUUACUUUCGCA